UGCGCUCGCAAUCGCAUCGCUCUCCAGUUCCAGUCUGACGCUCGCUCGAACUUCCCAGUUCCGACGCCUCUUGCCGCUCUCAUCCCAUUCCUCUCUUCCGUUGCCUCCCGAUCGAUCUCUUCCGAGCCCUGAUGGGUGACCAGAUCAAGCAUCAGCUGUGAUGAUUUGCCUUCGUCGAAUCCGAUUCCAGUCCGACCGCAGACCGAGAGCAUGCUCCCACAAUCUUCUCCUCUCCGCCCCCUCCCUCGCCUCACCUUGUUCUCCUCGCGCCGCCUCCUAAGCCACCAUCGCCACCCUGUCCUCGUCGUCAUACGCUCUGAAGGAGGCGGCGGCGGCCGCGGCGGCGGCUGGAAGCUAGCAGACAUCGAUUCAGGCGCGACGCAGGAGAGAAUUCGUUCCUGGCUUCUCAAGGCACGGACACGGCUAGCCGAGGUGGCUUCGCCUCUCAUGAAGCCUGGACAGCGGGGGAAGCAUGCUACCGAUAAGGAUCCCGGGGAUAUAGCCAUCGAAGAAGAGAUCUUUAUGGCCUCAGAGCUAACGGUGAAUCGGGACACUUCAGAUGGGUAUCUUUCGUUUGCUGCUGCCAUCUCCAUCGAGCAAUUUGGGAGGAUGAGCGGUUUGACGGGGCGGAAGAUGCAGAAGAUAUUCGAAGCGCUUGCCCCAUCUACCACUAGGAAUUACGGUAGGAGCUUGCUAGAGUAUUGCUGCUUUAGGUACUUAUCCCGGGAUAGCUCCGACGUCCAUCCAAAUUUAAAGGAACUAGUAUUUCAGAGGCUUAUUUUUGUGACUAUGCUUGCAUGGGAGGAGCCAUAUACUAAGGAAAAUUCACAAUUUUUGCAAGAUAACUCUUCCUUCCAGGGCCAAGUAAUUGGAGAAGAAGCUUUUGUUCGAAUAGCUCCAACUAUUGCAGGUGUGGCAGACAUAUCAACAGCACACCAUCUCUUUAAGGCACUGGUUGGAGAUGAAGAAGGCAUGUCUUAUAGUUUAUGGACAACAUAUCUUUCUGAACUUUUGAAGGUACAUCAGGCAAGACAAUCAUAUGAAAACAGAGACAAUGUGUUGCCCAAUGAGCAACUUUUGUGCAUUGGCUCAAGCAGGAGGCGGCCUGUUUUAAAAUGGGAGGAUAACAUUGCAUGGCCUGGAAAUCUGACUCUAACUGAUAGGGCAUUAUAUUUUGAGGCCAUUGGACUGACAGGUACUAAAAAAUCAGUGAGAUUGGAACUCAUGCAUCAUGGUUCACGGGUUGAUAAAACAAAAGUUGGACCACUUGGGUCAAAAUUUUUUGAUUCUGCUGUAUCUGUUACUAGUGGCCUCAAUUCAGAAACUUGGAUCCUUGAAUUUAUUGAUUUUGGUGGUGAAAUGAGACGAGACGUUUGGCAUGCUUCCAUUAAUGAAAUUAUCUCAAUGUAUGAGUUUGUACGUGAUUAUGGACCAAGUGAUGAUGACCCAUUAAUUCAUUAUGUAUAUGGUUCUCAUAAAGGAAGGAGACGAGUUAUUAGAAGUACAGCAAACAGUAUAGCAAGGUUACAAUGUCUUCAGUUUAUAAGAAGACUGUCAGAGGAUCCAGCUAAACUGGUGCAGUUCUCAUAUUUACAGACUGUUCCUUAUGGUGAAGUGGUUUUGCAGACUCUAGCUUUAAGUUUUUGGGGUGGGCCACUGAUAACAAAGUUUGAGCGAACAAAUUAUCAACGAGUUGAGUGGAGUAGAUCUGUUGAAGACCUUUCUGAUGUUAGUAUUCAUGUGUUUGACAUAGAUGGAAGUGUGUUCUUGCGCAAGUGGAUGAAAUCACCAAGUUGGUCAGAUAACAUGUCGGUCACCUUCUGGAGGAAUUCUUUAGUUAAACGUGGGAUUGUGUUGGCAAAAAACCUUGUUGUAGGUGAUCUAAGUCUUGUUGAGAGGGCAGCAUUGACAUGCAAAGUGAAAAGUCGAAUAGUGGAGAAGACUCGAGCAACAAUUGAUGCAGCUAUGAUCAAAGGAAUCCCAAGCAAUAUUGAUCUUUUCAAGGAGCUUUUGAUUCCCUUGGUAGUGGUUGCCAAAAAAUUUGACGAGCUUAGGCAGUGGAAGAAGCCACGUUUAACUCUAUCUUUUUUAUUCAUUGUUUAUACCAUUAUUUUCAGAAAUUUAUUGUCUUAUGUGCUCCCGGCAACCAUUGUGACUACGGCUACCACUAUGCUUUUAUUGAAGGGUCUCAAAGAACAAGGGCGUCUAGGAAGAUCUUUUGGUAGAGUAGUAAUACAUGAUCAGCCACCCUCAAAUACAAUCCAGAAAAUAAUUGCUGUAAAGGAUGCCAUGACAUACAUCGAGAACUAUCUUCAGAAUGUUAACAUUGUUCUCCUUAAAAUUAGGACGAUUUUGUUAUCUGGUCAACCUGAGGUGACAUCUGAAAUUGCCAUGGUGCUUCUCGGUUUGGCUAUUAUUCUCCUUGUGAUUCCUUUUAAGUAUAUUCUUGCUUUCGUUAUCUUCGAUCUUUUUACUCGUGAAUUAGACUUCCGAAGGAAAAUGGUUAUCAAAGUCAUGAAGUUUCUAAGAGAAUGGUGGGCUGCUGUUCAUGCGGCACCUGUGGUGGUACUCCCAUAUGAGAGUACUGAUAUGGUUGGAGUCGACAACACUGAUGCAGACAAAACAUAUCGAAAGGAUAUUGGAAAACGGUAAUGCUGCAGCCAUAGUGUAGAAAUGUAUGAAAUAUCAAUAAAUCCAUUGAUAUAUACUAAUAAACAGGCAAGAGGUUCAAUAUAUUUCACAAAUUAUAGUUCUAGGAUAAUUUCAUAUAUAUAUAUAUAGCGCAUAUGCUUCCGACUCC
Molecule: messenger RNA, 2800 nt
Organism: Zingiber officinale
Lineage: Eukaryota; Viridiplantae; Streptophyta; Magnoliopsida; Zingiberales; Zingiberaceae
Exons: 11
Coding region: 211-2652 (813 amino acids)
Source: RefSeq, a predicted model, not a curated record